This is a messenger RNA of Aspergillus puulaauensis, 2379 nucleotides long. It is a transcript of the gene prp28, whose product is annotated as mRNA splicing protein PRP28. The coding region runs from base 1 to 2379 and encodes 792 amino acids. NCBI's taxonomy places the organism in Eukaryota, Fungi, Ascomycota, Eurotiomycetes, Eurotiales, Aspergillaceae. The record is from RefSeq and is a predicted model, not a curated record. Gene Ontology annotation, biological process: mRNA splicing, via spliceosome. The transcript has 3 exons. Gene Ontology annotation, molecular function: RNA binding; ATP binding; RNA helicase activity. Gene Ontology annotation, cellular component: catalytic step 2 spliceosome.
AUGGGCGCUUCAACAGAAUCAUCAUCUGCCUUUCCCCCCCCUCCUCCUCCUGAAGAUGCCGGCGCUCCUCCUCCCCCUCCAGAAUCCGGUGCUCCUCCGCCACCACCGGAUGUAUCUGCGCCUCCACCUCCGCCCGAAGACCUCCCCCCUCCUCCUCCUGAACCGCAAGUAAAGAAGAAGAAAGUGGGAUGGGGCGCAAAGCGUCCGGCGUCGACGCCAUUGAGUGUUGAAGAGCUAGUCCGGAAGAAGAGAGAGGCUGAUGCCGCCGCAGCUAAGCCGAAAUUCGUGUCUAAGGCGGAACGCGAACGACUCGCUUUAGAGAAGCGCGCAAAAGACGUCGACGCACAGCGACGGGUGAACAACAAGUCAAAUGGAACACCUAACGGGCUGGAUAAUGGAAUGGACUUGGAUAUGCCGUCUACGGGCUCCGAGACACCGAAUGGAGAUGCUAGGUCGAUCCCUACUGGUCCACGCGCGAUGAGGAACGGCGACGACCGGGCCCCGACUGGCCCAGCGACGAUGCGUUCGAAGAACGAGUCUGCCCAAUCGGGUGCUUCGAAGACAGAACGGAAGACGGGUAAGCAGCUGGAUGAUGAGGAUGAGGCCGUCGCGCAAGCGGCUCUCAUUAAGCAGAGGUAUAUGGGUGCAGACCAGACGUCGAAUUUCUCAGCAAAGAAAAAACGAAAGCGGACGACAGACAGGAAAUUCAAUUUCGAGUGGAAUGCAGAGGAGGAUACCAGUGGUGAUUAUAACCCGCUGUAUCAGCACCGACAUGAGGCCAAUUUCUUCGGACGCGGGCGUCUGGCUGGUUUUGGAGACGACGUGGCGGAUUCGGUUGCGCAGAAGUAUGCUCGGGCGUUGGAGGACCGUGAUCACGAAGCGGGCAGUAUUCGAGCAAGAGAGAUUCUGGAGAUGGAGCGGAGACGACGGGAAGACAGCACGCGGAACCAACUGGACAAGCACUGGAGCGAGAAGAAACUGGAUCAUAUGCGCGAGAGAGACUGGCGUAUCUUCAAGGAAGAUUUCAACAUUGCUACCAAGGGUGGAACAGUACCGAACCCCAUGCGGUCAUGGGAUGAGUCCAACCUGCCGAAUCGACUUAUGGAGCUUGUUGACCGUGUUGGAUACAAGGAGCCGACGCCUAUUCAAAGAGCUGCUAUUCCUAUCGCUUUGCAGUCGCGCGAUCUCAUCGGUGUUGCCGUGACUGGUUCCGGUAAGACUGCAGCCUUCUUGCUCCCUCUUCUCGUUUAUAUUGCGGAGUUGCCCCGGAUAGACGAGUUCGAGUGGCGGAAAAACGACGGUCCAUAUGCGAUAGUUCUUGCACCCACCCGUGAAUUGGCCCAGCAGAUUGAGAUUGAAGCCAAGAAAUUCACGCAACCGCUGGGAUUCAACGUUGUCAGUAUUGUUGGUGGUCAUUCGCUUGAGGAACAGGCAUUCAGUCUACGAAAUGGUGCCGAGAUCAUCAUCGCCACGCCGGGUCGUCUGGUGGACUGCAUUGAGCGUCGCAUGUUGGUUCUUAGCCAGUGCUGCUACGUGAUUAUGGAUGAAGCCGAUCGUAUGAUCGAUCUUGGCUUCGAGGAACCGGUCAACAAGAUCCUCGAUGCUCUCCCAGUUACCAACGAGAAGCCCGAUUCGGAAGAAGCUGAGAAUUCCGCCGUUAUGAGCCGGCACCUCGGAGCAAAAGACCGUUAUCGGCAGACGAUGAUGUAUACAGCCACCAUGCCUACAGCCGUAGAACGUAUUGCGCGAAAGUACCUCCGACGACCAGCGAUCGUCACAAUUGGUGGUGUCGGUGAAGCUGUGGACACCGUCGAGCAGCGUGUUGAGAUGAUUGCCGGAGAAGACAAGCGGAAGAAGCGCCUGGGCGAGAUUCUCUCAUCAGGCGGUUUCCGGCCGCCCAUUAUCGUCUUCGUCAACAUCAAGCGAAACUGUGACGCCAUUGCCCGCGAAAUCAAGCAAUGGGGCUUCUCCUCCGUCACACUGCACGGAAGUAAAACGCAGGAUCAGCGUGAAGCCGCCCUGGCUUCCGUGCGUAACGGCUCCACUGACGUCCUGGUCGCCACGGAUCUGGCUGGUCGUGGUAUCGAUGUGCCAGACGUCAGUCUUGUUCUUAACUUCAACAUGGCUACCUCGAUUGAAAGCUACACCCAUCGUAUCGGUCGUACCGGUCGUGCCGGAAAGAGUGGUGUGGCUAUUACAUUCUUGGGUAAUGAGGACAACGACGUCAUGUAUGAUCUCAAGCAGAUGCUCAUCAAAUCGCCCAUCUCCCGGGUGCCGGAGGAACUGCGCAAGCACGAAGCCGCCCAAUCGAAGCCCACGCGCGGCGUGGGAAAGAAGAUCGAGGAGUCGUCCGGGUUUGGCGGUAAAGGCGGAUGGUAA